UGUGGUCUAUCUUGUUUGUGGUUGGCUGCCAUAGUCGUUCUUGGUUUUCGUCAUCAAUUUGCGAUUUAUGAUAUCAAUUUCAUGAACCUGAAUUUCGUCGAUUCAGUCCCGUGAUUGUUUUAAUGAAGUGAUAAAUAAUAUUGGUGAUGUUGGCCUUAGGCUUGUUUUCAUUUCGUAAAAAAACUUUGUAUGAACAUACGUUCGCCGUAGCAAUCCGUCAAAAAUCGAGAAAGCUUCAAACGUGUUUGAAGCUUUCGGCUACGCUUUAAAUGGAACUAUGAACCUGGACCCUUUAACUUUUAGCUUAUCUCAAAUAAAGUUUCUCGUUACAAAUCUAACGAAGAAAAACUUCAAGCAGACAAGCCAAGAAUUAACUCAGCUCGUCAGCCUACAUGGAUUGGAAGCCGAGAACCAGCUACUGAGGUGUCUGUUUACUGAGGCAGCAAAGACAUCCUGGGACACUGACCGCUUCGGGAGUACCAGUGGCAUCACUGUCCACUCCUCUCUCUUGGCACAGUACUUGGCAUCAUUGUUGAACCAUCCAGCUCGGUCCACUGUAGUCUGCCGAGCCGUUGACCAACCAGCCCGCUCCCUACAGAAGAUAUUGAAACCUUCCAACACCCUAUUGAACCGACUGUCGAGACUACUGAAGUUGACAACAGCUGAAGAUGUUGCCUUCUCGUUGGUAUUGAGGACCUCUUCGAAGCCGGAGUUCGCAAACCUCACGAAGCAACAUUUGAAGCGGCGAUUUCUAGACCUCGUGCAGUGCUAUCUCGAUGCCGAUCAAUCGGAUCGCGCCGGCCUCCAAGAAUGCAGUCCUGAAGUAUUGCAGAUCUUGUUGAGCAGCCUCGCGCUCGAGAACUUUCGACUCGCACCCGUGACCAAGGACUUAUUCCUCAAGCGGUUGAGGGCAGAUUUCCCCCGCGAAGUCGUGCCCAUCAUACUCGCCCCCCUACUGUACCCCGACGACACCCAGUCGCCCCUGGAGGAGAUGACCACAGCUGACGACAUGACCACCGCAAUGAUGGACAACUCGUUGGCCGACAUCAUCCGCGACAUCGGAUACGCCUUCACCUCAUCGGUGGAGGAGUGCAAGAAUAGCAUGUUGAACUUUGGAGCCAGAGAGCCAACUGCUAUCGAUGUAGCCAGGAUCAUCUCCAUGAUGGUCCGGUACCACGCCCUCAUGCCGGACACGACCCAGCUGCAAACACCCGGUAAUUUCUGGAUGAGUCAUGAUCAGAAGAAGGAUGGAAGUAUUCAUGGUCAUGGCGGUGAAACUUGGAAUGCUGAAGUGUUUGUACAGACACUGAAGGAGUUGGCCUCUAACCUGAAUUGGAAAGAAGUCAUCCUUCAACUGGAUCACCCCGAAUGUAUCAUACCGGACAGACAAGGACUAAGUCUGCUCUUUACCAUCCUCAGACUUGGACUCCAAAGUGCUGGUUACCCAGCCAACAUAUUCCCCGUUGAAUAUCUAUGUCGACGGUGGACAAAUCUAGAAGGACAGAUGAGUUUGAUUAGUUUGAUACUGAAAUAUCCUGAGAUUUUCAGUUUCGCUGAUCAUCCAUUCCACCCCGUGUCAAUUGACAUACUGAAGUCACCACCUGAAACAGACAACAAGGAAAUAGCGACUUGGAGGUGUUUGUAUCUUGUUGAGCUCCUCCUGUAUGCAGCAGAGAGAGGCUACUACAUGCAAGUGCAUGAGCUAUUCAAGUUCCCGUUGCAGCACUGCCCUGACGUCCUACUACUGGCCCUGCUGCAAAUCAGUCCCCCAAUGACUGUCUUCAGACAAGAACUGCUCACUACACUUAUACCUAUAUUCCUAGGAAACCAUCCAAACUCUGGCAUCAUCCUGCAUCACGCCUGGCACACGCAGAACCCUAACAUCAAGCCGAUCAUCAUGCACGCUAUGGCAGACUGGUAUAUUCGUGGUGAGAGUGACCAAUCUAAAUUGUCUAGAAUAUUGGAUGUAGCACAAGAUCUCAAGGCCCUGUCGCUAUUGCUGAACGUGCAGUCUUUCCCGUUCGUCAUCGAUCUGGCGUGCCUCGCCUCCAGAAGAGAGUAUCUGAAGCUGGACAAGUGGUUGACAGACAAGAUACGAGACCACGGAGAGACGUUCGUGUCUGCGAUGGUGAAAUUCCUACAAAGAAGAUGUCCUCCUGUCAUAGGAAAGAUUCCUGAAGAGCAACUGCCGAAAGCGGCGCAACUCCCUCCCGAGACCAUCACCACGAUGAUGGCGUGCCUGCAGCUGUGCGCGCAGAACGUGCAGCCCGAGCUGCAGGACGCCAUCUACUCCGUCAUGGCCAACUGCCAGACCCUCAUCCUGACCAAGACUCGCCAGACCAUCGCCGGCAUGCCGCGCCCGCACCGCGUGCUCGAGACACCGUUCAACCCGCUGUUCACGCCUCACACAGUGGACCCUAUAUCGAGCUUGACGCCGAACGUGGCGAAUAUGAACCUGGGUGCGCCCGCGCAGACGGCCUUCGCCAUGCCGGGCACGCUGGGCCCGCUGGUGACGACGCCGGGCUCGCCGUCGCGCCUCAUGGGCGCCGGGCCCAACAGCCCCUUCGCCAUGAUCCCGCUUCAGCAGAACGUGCCCAACAUCGGCGCCCUCACUCGCAUGCCGCCCGCGCAGCCGCUGGACAAGCCGCGCCUGCAGGACCCCAUCAACUUCCCCGAGAUGAUGCACAACGUCUCCAAGGAGAUCGAGGACGAGGCAAACGGCUACUUCCAGAGGAUCUACAACCACCCGCCGCACCCCACGCUGUCCAUCGACGAGGUGCUCGACAUGCUCAAGAAGUUCCAGGACUCGCCCAACAAGAGGGAACGCGAGGUCUAUACUUGUAUGCUUCGUAAUCUCUUCGAGGAAUACAAGUUCUUCCCUCAGUAUCCUGAUAAGGAAUUGCAUAUUACUGCGCAACUCUUUGGAGGUAUCAUAGAGAAAGGACUAGUGCCGAGCUACGUGUCGCUAGGCCUCGCUUUGAGAUUCGUACUUGAAGCUCUAAGGAAACCCGAAGGAUCUAAGAUGUACUAUUUCGGUAUAGCCGCACUGGAUCGUUUUAAAUCCCGCCUCAAAGACUACCACAAAUAUUGCGAGCACGUCAGGGCUAUACCGCAUUUCAAUGAAUUCCCUCCCCACCUGAUUGAGUACAUUGAAUAUGGAUUGCAAAGUCAGGAGCCUCCAACGAAGCCUCAAGGGGCUGUUCUGCCAACAAGUCUCGCUGCCAUCCUCAAUCAGUCUGCGGUGGCGACCGUCUCCGCUCCUUACAGGGCUGCGGUGUGCGCGCCAUCAUCCAUCUCCGUGAUGUCGAAGGUGUCGAGCGGCGGCGGCGGGCUCGGCUCGCGACCCUCCAUCGCCAACGCCACCAACAUCGACACCCUGCUCACCGCCACCGGGGAGGACAAGAUCACCGCGCCCCCAGAGGCCAUCCAGGACAAGACCGCCUUCAUCUUCAACAACCUCAGCCAACUCAACCUGCAGACGAAGUGCGAGGAACUCAAGGAAAUCAUCACCGAAGAAUACUUCCCCUGGCUGUCACAGUACUUGGUCAUGAAGAGGGCCUCCAUAGAGCUCAAUUUCCAUGCCUUGUAUUCCAACUUCCUCGAUGUGCUGAAAAUCAGGGAGAUCAACAAAAUGGUUACGAAAGAAACGUACCGCAACAUCAAAGUGUUACUGCGAUCCGACAAGGGCAUCGCCAACUUCUCGGACCGAUCCCUGCUCAAGAACCUGGGCCACUGGCUCGGCAUGCUGACGCUGGCGCGCAGCGAGCCCAUUCUGCACAUCGAUAUCGAUCUCAAAGCACUGGUUCUCGAAGCCUAUCAUAAGGGGCAACAAGAGCUCCUGUAUGUAGUUCCUUUCGUUGCGAAGGUCCUGGAAUCCUGUGCUAAAAGCAUUGUCUUCAAGCCACCCAACCCGUGGACAAUGGCACUGAUGAAUGUAUUGGCCGAGCUACAUCAGGAGCCCGACCUCAAACUUAAUCUUAAGUUCGAGAUCGAAGUGCUUUGCAAGAACCUCAACUUGGAUAUCACUGACUUGAAGCCAGCGAUUUACUUGAAAGACCCGGAACGGCUGAGGCAGAUAGAGUUCCAACUGUCACAGCCGAAGCAUAAGGCGGCGGCGGCGGCGGCGGCUGCAGCGGCUGCGGCGGCGGCGGCGGAGGCGGCGGCGGCGGGCGGCAUGCAGGGCGCGCCGCCGGCCCCGCCGCAGCAGCUCAUGAUGGAGGAGCUGCCCCCGCCCGCGCCGCCCACCCCCGGCCUGCCCCCGCCCGACCCCGCGCUGUGCGGCGUCGUGGGCCUGCCCGAGCCGCGCUUCAACUACCUCGACGUCAACGUCUCCUCCACCUCCGCCUUCGGACAGAAGAUCUGCUUCAACCCGCACAUCAUCCUGUUCCAAAACUACCCGCACCUCAAGCAGUUCGUGAAGCAGGCGAUCGAGCGCUCCAUCCAGGAGUGGAUCCACCCGGUGGUGGACCGCUCCAUCAAGUACGCGCUCACGACGUGCGAGCAGAUCAUCCGCAAGGACUUCGCGCUGGACCCGGACGAGGUGCGCAUGCGCACGUGCGCGCACCACAUGAUGCGCAACCUCACCGCCGGCAUGGCCAUGAUCACGUGCCGCGAGCAGAUCAUCACCACCAUCAGCACCAACCUCAAGACGGCCUUCCUGUCGGCGCUGCUGCCCGCCACGCCCCAGCAGAAGGAGAUCGUGGAGUCGGCGGCGGCCGUGCUGGCCACGGAGAACAUGGAGCUGGCCUGCGCGUUCAUCCAGAAGACGGCCGUGGAGAAGGCUCUGCCGGAGCUGGACAAGCGGCUCAUGAACGAGUACGAGAUGCGCAAGCUGGCGCGCCAGGAGGGCCGGCGCUACUACGACCAGAUGCUGACGUACCAGACGGAGCGCAUCCCCGAGCGAGUGCGCCUGCGCGCCGGCGGCCCGUCCGACAGCCAGAUCACAGUGUACGAGGAGUUCGCAUGCAACAUCCCCGGCUUCGUGCCCGUGCGCGACGCCGGCAUGUUCAUCCCCAAACCCGCCGUGCAGGAACCCAUGCCGCAACUCACCUUCAGCCAGGUGAUGAACGCCGCGCAGAUGUACGGCAACGACGAGAUGACGGGCCUCAUCACGGCCGCCGAGCUGUUCUUGGCUAACACCAUCGGGUCGGCCGCGCUGGCUGUGCAGGCCGCCAACAUGCACUCGCUGCUCGAGUGCCUCGUCAUGGCCAGGCGCAACCACGACAUCGUGUCCGGAUGCACACUGCUGCAGAAGGCUGUAGAAGGUCUGUUGGACGGGCACGUAGUGCAACCAGGCGCCAGCAGCGAGCAUCUCGAGAUGAUGACCAGAUACAGAGACAUCCACAUUCGCGUCCUCAAGCUGUUAGAGGACGCCCGCGUCUACGGACAGGUCUGGACGGUCAAACAGAUCACCUGCUGCCUCACGGAAUGCAGGGAAGAACUGAGAUACAAUUUGGAGGCAGUCGACUGCCUUAUCAGGAACCAUCUUUGCAAUUUGAGACAGUACGACAUCGCGCUCGCGCACAUGAUGGACAAUGGCAACAACUACAUGGCGGUCGCUUUCGCCAUGCAACUAGUCCAGCUAUACUUGGUCGACGACAGGAACAACAUUUACGCCAACGAGUCUGACUUCUACCACACGACCGACAUGUUGAUCCGCAUCACGUCGCACUCGAGACAGCCGCCGCCAGAGGGGUUGGCCGCGCUCAUUGAGAUGCUGCGAAUGAACCAGGACCCAAGCGCGUACCUUGGGGAACGCUCGCCUCUGGGCCCCACCGCUCACAUCCAUUCCGGCAUCUUGCAAGUUCGGGCCCGCGACUACGACGACCCUCCCGGCCUGCAAGAGAAGACCGAGAACUUGCUCCGCGAGUGGCGCAGCGUCCUGCUCAGCCCGCUCACCGAGAUCGAGAUUGCACAGAAUUUCAACCUCUAUGUUCACCGCAUGAACAUGAAUGGGAUAUUGAAAUCCGACGACAUGAUCACCCGUUUCUUCCGCAUCGCGACACAGAUGUGCAUUGAGAACGUUUACCAGCAGUUGAGUGAGGAGAGAUUGAACGCGCCGCCCGCGCCCCCUAAAAGGGAGAAGUACUAUGGCAUGUGCGAUUCGUUCAUCAAGUUGGUAUCGCUCUUGAUCAAGAACACUGGCGACGGCGGCAACCCGACGCCUAAACUCAAUCUGUUGAAUAAGAUACUGGGCAUCGUCGCGGGGUGUCUCCUUCAGGAUCACGAGGAGCAUAGCACCAACUUCCAGCAGCUGCCCUACCACCGAGUGCUGCUCAUUCUCUUCCUCGACAUGAACAUGGCCGAGCCUGUCUUAGAAUCUAUGAAUUUCCAGGUUCUAACUGCAUUCUGUCACACGCUGCGCAUCAUCCGUCCGAACAUCGCGCCGGGCUUCUGCUACGCGUGGCUCGAGCUGGUCGCGCACCGCGCCUUCAUCAACCGCGUGCUCGCCGUCACGCCACAGCAGAAGGGCUGGGGCAUGUACUCGACGCUCCUGAUUGACCUGUUCAAGUUCCUGGACCCGUUCCUGCGCAACACAGAGCUGGCCGGCCCGGUCAUGGUCCUGUACAAGGGCACCCUCAAAGUGCUCCUAGUACUCCUCCAUGACUUCCCCGAGUUCCUCUGUGACUACCACUACGGGUUCUGCGAUGAGAUUCCGCCGAACUGCAUCCAAAUGAGGAACCUCAUUCUGUCUGCGUUCCCGAGGAAUAUGCGGCUGCCUGACCCGUUCACUCCGAACCUGAAGGUGGACUUGCUGGCUGAGAUCACGCUGCCGCCUCGUGCUGUUAUUAACUAUGCCACGCUGAUCCCGUCGCCGCAGUUCAAGAAGGAUCUUGACGCGUAUCUGAAGGCUCGCGCGCCCGUUACUUUCCUCUCUGAACUGAGGAGCAACAUGCAGGUGCUGAACGACCCGGGCCGCCGCUACAACUCGCAGCUCAUGAACGCGGUGGUGCUGUACGUGGGCACGCAGGCCAUCGCCCACAUCCGCUCCAAGGGGCAGACGCCCAACAUGAGCACCAUCGCGCAUUCCGCCCACAUGGAUAUCUUCCAGAACUUUACUGUUGACUUCGACUAUGAGGGCAGAUAUCUAUUCCUGAACGCGAUCGCCAACCAGCUCCGCUAUCCGAACAGCCACACGCACUACUUCAGCUGUUGCCUCCUGUACCUAUUCGCUGAGGCCAACUCCGAGGCUGUACAGGAGCAGAUCACGAGGAUGCUUCUGGAGCGGCUGAUUGUGAACCGCCCGCACCCGUGGGGCCUUCUCAUCACGUUCAUCGAGCUGAUCAAGAACCCGAUUUACAAGUUCUGGUCGCACGACUUCGUGCAUUGCGCGCCUGAGAUCGAGAAGCUAUUCGCAUCCGUGGCGCGUUCCUGCAUCGUCGACAAGAGCGGUGCGGGAGGGGGAGAGCGGGAGAUGGUUGAGUAGCGUCGCGCCAACUGGGAGUCCAACCGGCAUAGAAACCUUUUUAAAGGCUAUGCCGACAAGGGCUUCCCCCCACCCAACCAGCAGACUGACCCAUCACAGCCUUCUACAUCAUCAGCACAACCCAAGGGCACGACUUUACAGUGGAACAAGCUGUUUAAGAAGUAGGUGCCCUUGGUAAGCGUGAUGCUCACUACGUCGCCGGUUCUCCCCAUUACUCUAUCACUGAACACUUUCAUGUGCACAUUAUUUACAGUUUUAUUUUUCAAACGAUCGCUCGCGUUGUGUAUUAUAAGUGAGUGCGGACUGUUUACCGUCUAAAACUUGCAAGUGUGGUGACAAUGAAUUUAAUAUAAGAGCCACAAUAAAGUAGGUUAUAAAGUGGACUAUAAUGUACUAUUAUUACAUCAUAUUUAUAUAAUAAACUCCAUUUAAAUAUACUUUUAUUCGAUCUAAGGUAAGGCCGUACAUUUUGGCGGGAUGUGACAUAGCCACAGCUUAUUUUUUCGCGUUUGUAAACUGACCUCUCUGGCUUCUUGUCAGUUUACAAACGGAAAUUAUAUCUGUAAGCUAAAACACUGAUAAGAGCGGAAUUUAAGAAAACAAUACAAAUUCCGUUUAAAACAAGAAGUAACUACGUUUUUUUUAUCCAUUGUAAUUUUAGUAAAUUCCUGGAUAAAUAACUUCCAAUUAUGGCGAUGAACUAUUAAAAAUGACCAAAGCCCUAUAGGUGCAUUAAUUAAUUUUAAAUUAUGAUACAAUUGCAAAUAAUUUUAUUUUAGAUCCGUUGCAAAAUCUACCGCCUUACCUUCAAGUGUAAUAUUAUAGGACUAUGUGAUUGGCUAAGUACAUAAACAUUAAUUUGUGUAUACGUAGUAAUUACAUUUAUAUCUGUAUAUUGACAAAAUAUUAAUUGUACUUUAAUAGUAUGCAUUCCGGCAUGCACUGUGUAACACGUUCUUGUGGAGCUUUGUGUAAAGAUAUAAUAAGUAACGAUGUCUUUUGUUUAUUCAUUUGCAGUAUUAUGCGAUUAGUGCUGACAUGUUAGUAGUUGUAAGAGUUCUGUCUGCCCUUGGGUGCAACAUCCUGAGAGUUGGUCGAUUACACGAUGGUAAUAAAUAAUAAAUGUAGUUUUAAAGUUAUGAUUAUAUUAUGAUAAAUGGUUACAAUAGUGUAAUUAGUUAAGUCUUGGAAUUACACAUUUAAUGUUACAGUGUAUAGUUGAUUAGAUGUAAUUUUUGAGUGUACUUUAACGAUGAUUAGAUAUAAAGAUGAUUACCUAUAAGGAUGAUUAAUACAUACAUGUACUCCCCUUUUCUAAAUUUGUGUUUAAAUAAAUAAUUUUUCAUUUA
Plutella xylostella (diamondback moth) is the source of this 8775-nucleotide messenger RNA. RefSeq names its product CCR4-NOT transcription complex subunit 1 (gene Not1). The record is from RefSeq and is a predicted model, not a curated record. Gene Ontology annotation, biological process: nuclear-transcribed mRNA catabolic process, deadenylation-dependent decay; negative regulation of translation. Lineage: Eukaryota; Metazoa; Arthropoda; Insecta; Lepidoptera; Plutellidae. Gene Ontology annotation, cellular component: CCR4-NOT core complex; P-body. Gene Ontology annotation, molecular function: molecular adaptor activity.